Messenger RNA from Aphanomyces astaci, 492 nucleotides. RefSeq lists its product as hypothetical. NCBI's taxonomy places the organism in Eukaryota, Oomycota, Saprolegniomycetes, Saprolegniales, Verrucalvaceae. The record is from RefSeq and is a predicted model, not a curated record. Bases 1 to 492 code for a protein of 163 amino acids. The transcript is spliced from 2 exons.
AUGGCAUCAUUGUAUGUGUUUACACGACAGUACAGUUCUCAGUUCCGCGCGGAUGGGACAGGACUAUACGACGGACGUGUUGUGUACGGAGACCCCGCCUACGGAUGCAAUCAAUUCCUUAUUUGUCCAUUUCCGCUCAAUGGGACCCAUAAACGACAACGUCGGUUCAACUCGCAAAUGAGCAAGGUGCGGGAAGCCGUCGAGUGGAAUUUUGGUAGGCUCAAGAUCCUCUGGCCGUUCGUCGUUGACUCCAAGAAGAUGCAGGUGGGCAGAACGCUAGUUGGGAAGCUGUUCUACGUCUCGGCACUUCUCACCAACUGCCAUUGUUGCAUGCAACCUAUGGGCAACCAAAUUUCCAUCUACCAAAAAUUCCUGCGUUUGUUUGUCGAGGGCGAGAUCACGUUCAUGCUGUUUACGGUCACGCUCAUCCUCUCGCCCUGCACGUUUUUCUUCAAGCAUAUCUUCUUGUUCGAGCCGGUCUUUGAGAAAUGA